AUGCCGGAUUCUCACGUUUUUUUGUCCGGUCCCUCGCCGAUACCCUUUACCAAUCCAGAUGGUGUCCUGUCUACUCUCAACAAUUUCGCGGCAGUCAAGUACACAAAUCUGGCAUUUCUGGUAGUUUUGGUUUACGACCACGCACUGACCCUCCACGUCGAGGUCGACCGGAUAUGGAAACUGCCAUGGAAACUCCCUAAACUGGUCUUCCUGUUCGUACGGUAUCUCGCUCCACCCAUGCUAUGGUGA
Messenger RNA from Marasmius oreades (fairy-ring Marasmius), 249 nucleotides. RefSeq lists its product as uncharacterized. Lineage: Eukaryota; Fungi; Basidiomycota; Agaricomycetes; Agaricales; Marasmiaceae. The record is from RefSeq and is a predicted model, not a curated record. The transcript is spliced from 5 exons. The coding region runs from base 1 to 249 and encodes 82 amino acids.